AUGAAUUCAUCAAGAAAAGUCAAUGUUAGCAAAGAUAAAAAGCGUAAACCAGGUUGUCCUAUACCUUUACCAUCUGGAUUACCUCUGCCAGCUUCUUUUGAGCAAAGCAUUAUAAUGAUGUGCAGUAAUGAGUGUUGCCCAUAUCCAAAGCAACUUAUGCACGUGGAUUGUUUUCAAGCCUUAGAAAAUAAUCUUCUUAAGACACUAAAUCAUAAUUUAAGGUCAACUGGUGAAGGCAGUGAUGAUCAAAGGCAGAUAAAUUUGUGGGAUUCCAAAAGAUUUCCAUUUAUUCAACAUAAAUGUCGUUGUCGUUGUGGUUUAGGAGCUUUGCGACCUGAUCAAACAGAUUUGUGUUCAGCGGGGCAAAAUUAUAAAAAAUUAAUAGUCACUGACCAAAAGAACUCGCCGACUAAACCAAUUGUAUUUACUUCAAGAAAAGUAAGUAGUCAAAUUUCUUACGCAGAAGCAACGGUAGUGAAACGUAACGACAGUGAUUCAAUGUCAAAUAAAAACUAUACGACAUUUAGCAAUGUAAAUUUGUGUAGCCUUGAUUCAAUGUCAAGUUUUCCAAUGUUUGAAUCAGUAGAACUAUCAAGGAAUCCAUCAAAUGUUUCUUGUUCGUACAAGGAACUACAGAAUUCAGUCAGCACAUCGCAAUAUCAUUCACCUAGUUAUGAUGAUAUUUCACGUUGGAGUCACGACAGUUAUUAUCACAUUGAUGCAAAUGGAUUUUUCAUAAGCCCCGUUGAUCUAUCUGCAACACCUUCUGAUAUAACGAGUUCAUUUUACUACGACAAGGACGAAAAAAUAGCAUGGCAUCAAAAGAGUUUAAUGCCUCAAGACGAUGAAGAAUCAACAAGCUACUACGAUUUAUUUAAUGGAUGCUCGUUCAAUCUUGGCGAAAUUCUGAUUUCUGAAACAAGAGAGCAACGUGGAUGGAAAAAAAAUUGGGAAAAAACACCGCAACGAAUGAACACGUAA
Thelazia callipaeda (thelaziosis nematode) is the source of this 981-nucleotide messenger RNA. Lineage: Eukaryota; Metazoa; Nematoda; Chromadorea; Rhabditida; Thelaziidae. The record is from the annotation of a GenBank genome assembly.